Messenger RNA from Canariomyces notabilis, 1161 nucleotides. Its product is annotated as biotin synthase. The transcript is spliced from 4 exons. The record is from RefSeq and is a predicted model, not a curated record. Gene Ontology annotation, biological process: biotin biosynthetic process. Gene Ontology annotation, molecular function: 2 iron, 2 sulfur cluster binding; biotin synthase activity. Lineage: Eukaryota; Fungi; Ascomycota; Sordariomycetes; Sordariales; Chaetomiaceae. Gene Ontology annotation, cellular component: mitochondrion. Bases 1 to 1161 code for a protein of 386 amino acids.
AUGCUCGCAAAGUCGGUUCCACGUCUAACGGGAAGAAAAUUGAGCUUCGUUGCACCACCUAUCCCCCAACAAGCAGCCGAGCAGACCACAUCGCCCCUGGCAGAUGCCGAGAGUCGUAGCAGAGCGAGGGCGAUUCUACUGGAAUCGGCCGCUGCCCUGGCCCCAAGGCACGACUGGACUAGGCAGGAGAUUUCAGCCAUCUAUUAUCAACCGCUGAUGGAGUUGGCCUACCAAGCUGCCAAUGUCCAUCGUCGCUUCCAUAAUCCCUCAGAAGUCCAGCUGUGCACGCUCAUGAACAUCAAGACCGGAGGCUGCACCGAGGAUUGCUCAUACUGCGCGCAAUCCACGCGAUACCAGAAAGGCACUGGCCUCGAGGCCAAGCGGGUUGAGAGCGUUGAAUCAGUUUUGGAAGCCGCGCGAAUCGCAAAGGCAAAUGGCAGCACCCGUUUUUGCAUGGGCGCCGCGUGGCGCGACAUGCGGGGUCGCAAGAACAGCCUUCGCAAUAUCAAGGAGAUGGUCUCGGGCGUGCGGGACAUGGGCAUGGAAGUUUGUGUGACACUGGGCAUGAUCGACGAGGCCCAGGCGAAGGAGCUCAAGGAGGCAGGUCUGACGGCGUACAACCACAACCUCGACACCAGCCGCGAGUUCUAUCCCAGCAUCAUCACGACCCGCACGUACGACGAGCGAUUGAAGACGCUAAGUCAUGUACGCGACGCCGGCAUAAAUGUAUGCUCAGGUGGGAUCUUAGGGCUUGGUGAGACGGCCGAGGACCGGAUUGGGCUCUUACACACCGUCUCGACAUUGCCGAGCCACCCUGAAAGCUUCCCCGUCAACGCGCUGGUGCCUAUCAAAGGCACGCCAUUGGGCGAUCAGAAACCGAUCGCAUUUACCAGCAUGCUACGCACCAUUGCCGCUGCGCGCAUCAUUAUGCCCGCCACCAUCAUCCGUAUCGCCGCAGGGAGGAAGACAAUGACUGAGGAGCAGCAGGCGCUUUGCUUCAUGGCUGGGGCGAACGCUAUCUUCACAGGCGAGAAAAUGUUGACGACAGAGUGCAACGGGUGGGAUGAAGACGCUGCCAUGUUUGGCCGAUGGGGCUUGGAGCCCAUGAAAAGCUUUCAGAAGUCGUCACAGCCGAUGGGCACAGUUGCUGACCAAGCAUGA